Molecule: messenger RNA, 989 nt
Organism: Cylicostephanus goldi
Lineage: Eukaryota; Metazoa; Nematoda; Chromadorea; Rhabditida; Strongylidae
Source: the annotation of a GenBank genome assembly
AUGUCGGCUAUCUAUACUACAAAUGUAGGUGGUUGUGAAGAGCAAACAUUUAAUGCGAUUUCCAGCGUCUUUGUGCAGACUGUGAACCCAAAAUCUGCUAUUUAUGUGUUCACCGACGCUAUCGCUUCCGAUGUUGAUCAAUGGCGCACAGUCACAGAAACAAAUACGAGGAGGAAAUUGCCGAUCUACACAAUGUUCUUGCCAAAUGCCAACUGUACAAUUAACCAGUAUUCGGAAGGAUAUCGAGCGCUUCAACGCGCUUCAGAGUUCAGCGGUGGCCUCACGCAGCAGCCAACCUUAGAUUCUCUGGAGAAGAUCUUCCAAUAUACCAUGAAAGCUACAUCAUACAGGAUGAAUUCUGUUCUGACCGAUGACUUGAAUCAAUGUGACACCAAAGGCUCUCGAAUCUUCUUUAUCGAUUCUUCAGCCGAUUCCAUUAUAAUCUUCGCUGUUGGACAGAAUUUAAUACUAUCCGUCACUGAUCCGAAUUGGAACAAAUCCGCUGCUUUACUUGUAUACAACUCGAAUACAUCAUAUUUUUGGGAGGUCACUAAUGUCAUCCCAGGAGAGCAUCUUUUGUCAAUCACUUCACAAAAUGUAUUUAUGUCGCGCUCUGAUUACGACUUGUUCUUCGGUACAGCCAACGUCAUCGAUGAGGACGCAAGUGACACUGAACCAGUUGUUGGAAAAGCAAAGCACAUCGUUGCUCAGCUGAAUGGUCUCUAUAAUGCCGUACAAGAUCGCUUCCGUCUUUUUGCUGAAAUUACUAUCACUACCAAUAUCAAUAGGGAUAACCAAAUGCACAAACCAAUGUACUUUUCCAGCGGAAAGUAUCGUGAUGGGUGCGGAUAUCAUCUUUAUUUCGGUCUUGCUAGCUUCUGCGAGUUCGCCGAUCAGCAAUUCUAUGCCACGGUCUAUGCUGAUGACAAGAACGGCUACACCAUUCAACGUACGACUACUGGAUACUGCUCAAUGAGUACUUUAUAGAA